UGUGGGGCUCUGACUUCCGGAGAAGAGAGGUCGAAGUGAGAGCGGCUCCACGCCCCUGGCCAGUGGCCUCUUGACGCCACCCUCUGUAAGUUGGGCGAGCGCAAAGCUGCAGCCACAAAGGAAGAUUCCUGGCGUGGGCCCCUCACUUCCCCUCCCGAGCCCGCCCACCGCUGCCCUCCUCUUCCUCGGAACUUCCUCCUUGCCGCUUUCCUUCGCUCUUCCCUCUUUUUUCCUUCUUGCUUCCCAGAGCUCCCAUCCCUGACCGGGUAAACAUCCCUACCCCCUUGUGGGUAGUGGGUAUUUAUAGAAACAGAUAUGUGUUAGGGGACAGCCGGCCGUCCAGCCCGGAAAAUCAAUCCCCCAAAGAGCCUCUCAGGCCUCUCCAGCCAGCAGGGAGCGCUGCCAAUUGUACCCCGCGUGUGUAAGCAUGUUUUAUGAGUGCUACAGGUUUGAGCGCAGCAGAAAUUGUAAUUAACAGUAACGAAAAUAAGAGCAGCAGCAGCAGUCAAAACAAAACAAACCACCCCUUUAGGAUUCUGCAGUUGGGCACUAUUCUAAAGGAAAGAGUCAGCUUUGCUUUGGAGAUGGGAAGGGAAGGGCACCUGAUAGGUGCUGUGGGUCCCUAAGGGGGCCAGAGGGAAGGGAGAGCUCAGCAUGGAACUGGUGGCUGCAGAGAUUGGCAAACUGGAUUUGACUUCAGCAUGUACCUUUUCUCAGCUCCCAGGGACUGCCCAUGGAUGGUGACUGCCAGCCGAGAGGAGGCCUGCGCUUGGAGGAGAUUGGCGGCAGUAAGCACACAAUGAAUGAUCACCUGCAUGUGAGCAGCCACAGCCACGGACAGAUCCAGGUUCAGCAGCUGUUUGAGGAUAACAGUAACAAACGGACAGUGCUCACGACACAACCAAAUGGGCUUACAGUGGGUAAAACGGGAUUGCCAGUGGUGCCAGAGCGGCAGCUGGAGAACAUUCAUAGACGGCAGGGGAGCUCUACCUCUCUGAAGUCUAUGGAAGGCUUGGGGAAGGUGAAAGCCACCCCCAUGACACCUGAACAAGCAAUGAAGCAAUAUAUGCAAAAACUAACCACCUUUGAACACCAUGAGAUUUUCAGCUACCCUGAAAUUUAUUUCUUGGGUCCAAAUGCAAAGAAACGCCAAGGAAUGACAGGUGGGCCGAACAACGGUGGCUAUGACGACGACCAAGGAUCAUAUGUGCAGGUGCCCCAUGAUCAUGUGGCUUACAGGUACGAAGUCCUGAAGGUCAUCGGGAAGGGAAGCUUUGGCCAGGUGGUCAAGGCCUAUGACCAUAAAGUCCACCAGCAUGUGGCCCUCAAGAUGGUGCGGAAUGAGAAACGCUUCCACCGGCAGGCGGCGGAGGAGAUCCGAAUCCUGGAACACCUGCGGAAGCAGGACAAGGACAACACCAUGAACGUCAUCCACAUGCUGGAGAAUUUCACCUUCCGCAACCACAUCUGCAUGACGUUCGAGCUGCUGAGCAUGAACCUCUACGAACUCAUCAAGAAGAAUAAAUUCCAGGGCUUCAGCCUGCCUUUGGUUCGCAAGUUUGCCCACUCGAUUCUUCAGUGCUUGGAUGCUUUGCACAAAAACAGAAUAAUUCACUGUGACCUUAAGCCCGAGAACAUUUUGUUAAAGCAGCAGGGGAGAAGCGGUAUUAAAGUGAUUGAUUUUGGUUCCAGUUGUUACGAGCAUCAGCGCGUCUACACGUACAUUCAGUCCCGUUUUUACCGGGCCCCGGAAGUGAUCCUCGGGGCCAGGUAUGGGAUGCCCAUUGAUAUGUGGAGCCUAGGCUGCAUUUUAGCCGAGCUCCUGACAGGUUACCCCCUCUUGCCAGGGGAGGAUGAAGGGGACCAGCUGGCCUGUAUGAUUGAACUGUUGGGCAUGCCCUCCCAGAAACUGCUGGAUACAUCCAAACGAGCCAAAAAUUUUGUGAGCUCCAAGGGCUAUCCCCGCUACUGCUCGGUCACGACUCUGUCUGAUGGCUCUGUGGUUCUCAAUGGAGGCCGUUCCAGGAGGGGGAAACUGAGGGGCCCACCUGAGAGCAGAGAGUGGGGGAAUGCACUGAAGGGGUGUGAUGAUCCCCUUUUCCUUGACUUCUUAAAACAGUGUUUAGAAUGGGAUCCUGUGGUCCGAAUGACCCCUGGCCAGGCUUUACGGCAUCCCUGGCUGAGGAGGCGGCUGCCGAAGCCUCCAACCGGGGAGAAGACCGCGGUGAAACGGAUAACCGAGAGCACUGGUGCUAUCACGUCGAUUUCCAAGUUACCUCCACCUUCUAGCUCAGCUUCCAAACUGAGGACUAAUUUGGCACAAAUGACAGAUGCCAAUGGGAAUAUUCAGCAGAGGACAGUGUUGCCAAAACUUGUUAGCUGAGCUCCAAAUCCCCUGAUGCUGGUAAUCUGAAAGAUACGACAUUGCUGAGCCUUACUGGGUUGGAAAGGAGAAGCUCAGACCUGUUUUUAUUUGCUCAAUAAUUUUACUCAUUUGUAUCUUUUCAGCACUUCUUUUAAUGUAAGAAAGUUGUUCAUUUUGUUUUUAUAAACUACAUGGGGACAGUGCUUUAAGUUUUUAUACUUUCUGAAACUUUUGUGUUCUAAAAGUACGAUGAGCCUUACUGUAUUUAGUGUGGCAGAGUAAUAAACAUCAGUGGCAGGCCAUUGAUUACUUCAUGACUGCCGCAUAUUUACA
Messenger RNA from Loxodonta africana (African savanna elephant), 2698 nucleotides. RefSeq names its product dual specificity tyrosine phosphorylation regulated kinase 2 (gene DYRK2). The coding region runs from base 734 to 2383 and encodes 549 amino acids. Gene Ontology annotation, cellular component: cytoskeleton; nucleus; cytoplasm. The record is from RefSeq and is a predicted model, not a curated record. Gene Ontology annotation, biological process: peptidyl-serine phosphorylation; peptidyl-threonine phosphorylation. The transcript has 2 exons. Gene Ontology annotation, molecular function: protein serine/threonine/tyrosine kinase activity; ATP binding; protein serine/threonine kinase activity. NCBI's taxonomy places the organism in Eukaryota, Metazoa, Chordata, Mammalia, Proboscidea, Elephantidae.